AUGACGAAGAUACGGCUCAUUUUGGGCAUAAUUACUCUGUUGUCUAUGACGGCGCAUGCGGUGUCUGCGGUGGGCCAGGACACGCGUGCUGCCAAAAGACAGUCGUCGGGAAACCGACUUGUCUUUGCACACUUUAUGAUUGGAAUUGUCAGCGACAGAAGGAGUGCGGCGGACUUUGACGAUGAUAUGAAGCGUGCUAAGUCUUUAGGAAUUGAUGCAUUUGCUCUGAACAUUGGCGUGGAUCCCUAUACUGAUCAACAGCUCCAACUGGCAUACGAAUCUGCUGCCAAUAAUGACAUGAAAGUGUUCUUGUCAUUCGAUUUCAACUGGUGGCAUAUUGACCAGGCUACUGCAGUUGGCCAGAAAAUUGCCCAGUAUGCUAGCAAGCCUGCACAACUCAUGGUCGACAACAAGGUGUUCGUUUCAUCAUUUGCCGGAGAUGGAAUAAAUGUUGCAGCAUUGCGAGCUGCAGUUGGAAGAUCGAUCUUUUUUGCGCCCAAUUUCCACCCAGCUAUGGGGACAGACAUCUCGACAGUUGACGGCCUCUUGAACUGGAUGGCGUGGCCAAACAACGGAAACAACAAAGCACCAACUCCAGGUCACAGUGUUUCUGUGGCUGACGGGGAUCGAGAAUAUGUCAACGCCCUUGGCGGAAAAGCUUAUGUUGCCCCUGUAUCUCCAUGGUUCUUCACCCAUUUCGGACCUGAAGUGUCUUAUAGCAAGAACUGGAACUUUCCAUCUGAUCUCCUAUGGUUUAACAGAUGGAAUGAGAUCCUUGCAAUGAAACCCCGAUUUAUCGAAAUUGUGACAUGGAAUGACUAUGGAGAGAGUCAUUACAUUGGUCCUUUGAAAUCACCACAUACUGAUGAUGGGGCCUCGAAAUGGGUCAAUGACAUGCCCCACGACGGAUGGCUGGACAUUUCAAAACCAUACAUUGCUGCAUUCAAAGCAGGCGAGUCGUCUCCAAGCAGUCAUAUCUCAUCCGAUGAGCUGGUCUACUGGUAUCGACCUGCACCACGUGGGGUGGACUGUGACUCCACAGAUACUUGCAUGGUACCAGCAAACAAUGGCAGUGGAAAUUAUUUCAUGGGUCGACCAGACGGCUGGCAGUCCAUGGCCGACUCUGUCUUCGUUGUAUCACUGCUUACAUCCCCAGCCACAGUGCAGGUCAAUAGCGGCGGGAGCGUCUACAAUUACGAAGCACCAGCAGGUGCAAGUGCAAAGGAGGUCCCGAUGGGAGUUGGCUCGCAAAGCUUCGCAGUCAUUCGCAGUGGGCAGACUAUUCUCUCAGGGACUAGUCUGAAGGAGAUCAUCAACGGAUGCGUGUGUGGUUUGUAUAACUUCAACGCCUAUGUUGGAACCCUUCCAGCAGGAUUCAGUGACCCCCUCCAGCAAGAUGGGCUUUCUGCCUUUACACAGGGUCUGCGUGUUCACACAUGUCAGCCGACCCCCUCAUUAGGUACAGUACCCCCAGAUCCUCCAUCUACAAGUACGACCAGCACCUUGCCAGGUUCCCCCCGACUACAACACCACCACCUGGACCACCUGGACAAUGCUCGACUGUCGUGA
This is a messenger RNA of Penicillium concentricum, 1569 nucleotides long. Its product is annotated as glycoside hydrolase family 71 protein. The record is from RefSeq and is a predicted model, not a curated record. The transcript is spliced from 5 exons. The coding region runs from base 1 to 1569 and encodes 522 amino acids. Gene Ontology annotation, molecular function: glucan endo-1,3-alpha-glucosidase activity. NCBI's taxonomy places the organism in Eukaryota, Fungi, Ascomycota, Eurotiomycetes, Eurotiales, Aspergillaceae. Gene Ontology annotation, biological process: mating projection tip cell wall disassembly.